This is a messenger RNA of Strongyloides ratti, 8301 nucleotides long. RefSeq lists its product as hypothetical. The record is from RefSeq and is a predicted model, not a curated record. Lineage: Eukaryota; Metazoa; Nematoda; Chromadorea; Rhabditida; Strongyloididae. The transcript has a single exon. The coding region runs from base 1 to 8301 and encodes 2766 amino acids.
AUGAAAUAUUAUAUUCUAAGAAAUAUUUUCUUAGGAGCCCUGAUUGUUAAUGUCAUCGGCGGACUAGAUCUUGGUAGUUUUAAAAUAAGUGGUCUUUCAUUAUUUACAAGUAAUAAUGAAAAAACAAUUGAAAAAAGAGAAGUAGAACAAAAUAAUCUUCAAAGUGAAUCUAAUGAUUUUGGAGAUAAUAAAGAAAAUUACCAAAAAAUUAUAUCUAAAAGAGAAUUAACAAAAAGGCCUUCUACAACAAACAAUGAAGAACAAACAACCCAAGGGAAUACAAUAAAUAAGGAUAGUAGUAGUACUAAUAUUCCAAAUAACAAGAGUACAUCAACAAGUACUCGAAAAAAAUCUAUUACCACUCCACGUAUUCCAGAAGGUUGUAUUGUAGAUCCAACAGAAAAUACAAUAUAUGAUACAAGUACAACAGAAAUGACAACAGAAAUAACACCAAUAACAGAUUUUGUAACAAAUCCGACAUAUUUUGAACCAACAACAUAUGACGAAACAUAUCAAACAGAUGAAAGUACGAUGAUGGCAACAACAAAUAAAAUCUACACUGACAGUUCAGAUUAUACAGAUGAAGAUUUUACUACAAUUUCAGAAUAUGCAACAUUAACAACAGAAACAACUAAUAAUGAAGAAACAAAUAGUAAGAGUGAUACUGAAUGUGAUUAUAGUGAAAAAACAGAAACUCCUAAAAUAUAUACUGAUUAUACAGAAACUACAAAUGUUGAUAUAAAUGAAACAAAUGAAAUAACAAAUACAACAGAAACAGAAUGUGAAUAUAGUGAUAAAACGGCAACUCCAGGUUAUUAUACAGAUUACACUGAAAAUACAAAAAUUACAAACAAAACAGAAACAGAAUGUGAUUAUAGUGAAAAAACAGAAACUCCAAAAAUAUAUACUGAUUAUACAGAAACUACAAACGUUGAUAUAAGUGAAACAAAUGAAGUAACAAAUACAACAGAAACAGAAUGUGAAUAUAGUGAUAAAACAGCAACUCCAGGUUAUUAUACAGAUUAUACAACAGGAACAGAAUCAAAUCAAACAAAAGAAAGUGAAUCAACAUUUAAUGAAUUUACAUAUUCUGAAGAAACAGAAACGCCAGCAACUUAUCCAGAAUAUACAGGAAGUACAACAUCUAGGAGCACAAAAGAAACAAAAUCAACUGAAUCCAUGGAAACAGAAGAAACCAGGGAAACAGAAGUCAAGAGUACACAUGAGAUUGAAACAGAUAAAACAUUCAGUACUGAAGAAAGUGAAUUUACAUAUUCUGAACAAACAGAAACUCCUGUUACAUAUCCAGAAUAUACAGGUAGCACAGAAUCUAGAGAAACAGAAGUAUCUGCCUCUAAAGAAACUGAAGUCACUGAAACUGCUGGUACCGAAGAAACAGAAAUGUCUGAAUCUAAAGAGACAGAAUUUACAGAAACUUCUGGCACAGAAAAAACAGAAAUUACUGAAUCUCAAGAAACUGAAGUUACUGAAACUUCCGGCACAGAAGAAACAGAAAUUACUGAAUCUAAAGAAACUGAAGUUACUGAAACUUCUGGUACAGAAGAAACAGAAAUGUCUGAAUCUAAAGAAACUGAAGUUACUGAAACUUCUGGAACAGAAGAAACAGAAAUGUCUGAAUCCAAAGAAACAGAAUUUACUGAAACUUCUGGUACAGAAGAAACAGAAAUGUCUGAAUCUAAAGAAACAGAAUUUACUGAAUCUUCUGGUACAAAAGAAAGCGAAUUUACAUAUUCUGAACAAACAGAAACUCCUGUUACAUAUCCAGAAUAUUCAGGUAGUACAGAAUCUAGAGAAACAGAAGUAUCUGCUUCUAAAGAAACUGAAAUUACUGAAACUUCUGGUACCGAAGAAACAGAAAUGUCUGAAUCCAAAGAAACAGAAUUUACUGAAACUUCUGGCACAGAAGAAACAGAAAUUACUGAAUCUAAAGAAACUGAAGUUACUAAAACUUCUGGUACCGAAGAAACAGAAAUUACUGAAUCUAAAGAAACUGAAUUCACUGAAUCUUCAGGUACAAAGGAAAGCGAAUUUACAUAUUCUGAACAAACAGAAACUCCUGUUACAUAUCCAGAAUAUUCAGGUAGCACCGAAUCUAGAGAAACAGAAGUAUCUGCAUCUAAAGAAACUGAAGUCACUGAAACUUCUGAAACAGAAGAAACAGAAAUGUCUGAAUCUAAAGAAACUGAAGUUACUGAAUCUAAAGAAACUGAAAUUACUGAAACUUCUGGUACAGAAGAAACAGAAAUGUCUGAAUCCAAAGAAACAGAAUUUACAGAAACUUCUGGCACAGAAGAAACAGAAAUUACUGAAUCUAAAGAAACUGAAGUUACUGAAACUUCUGGUACAGAAGAAACAGAAAUGUCUGAAUCUAAAGAAACUGAAGUUACUGAAACUUCUGGAACAGAAGAAACAGAAAUUACUGAAUCUAAAGAAACUGAAGUUACUGAAACUUCUGGAACAGAAGAAACAGAAAUGUCUGAAUCUAAAGAAACUGAAAUUACUGAAACUUCUGCUACCGAAGAAACAGAAAUGUCUGAAUCCAAAGAAACUGAAAUUACUGAAACUUCUGGUACAGAAGAAACAGAAAUGUCUGAAUCUAAAGAAACAGAAGUAUCUGCUUCUAAAGAAACUGAAGUUACAGAAACUUCUGGCACAGAAGAAAAUGAAACGAAACCUUCAGGAGAAACUGAAUCCACUGUUACAGAAGAAUCACUAUUUACAGAAACAUUAUAUACUAAAGAAACAGAAUUCACUGAAACUUCAGCUACAAAAGAAACAGAAGUAUCUGCUUCUAAAGAAACUGAAAUUACAGAAACUUCUGGUACAGAAGAAACAGAAAUGUCUGAAUCUAAAGAAACAGAAUUUACUGAAACAUUCGGAACAGAAGAAACUGAAAUUACUGAAUCUAAAGAAACUGAAGUUACUGAAACCUCUGGUACAGAAGAAACAGAAAUGUCUGAAUCUAAAGAAACAGAAUUUACUGAAACUUCUGGUACAGAAGAAACAGAAAUGUCUGAAUCUAAAGAAACAGAAGUAUCUGCUUCUAAAGAAACUGAAGUUACAGAAACUUCUGGCACAGAAGAAAAUGAAACGAAACCUUCAGGAGAAACUGAAUCCACUGUUACAGAAGAAUCACUAUUUACAGAAACAUUAUAUACUAAAGAAACAGAAUUCACUGAAACUUCAGCUACAAAAGAAACAGAAGUAUCUGCUUCUAAAGAAACUGAAAUUACAGAAACUUCUGGUACAGAAGAAACAGAAAUGUCUGAAUCUAAAGAAACAGAAUUUACUGAAACAUUCGGUACAGAAGAAACUGAACUUACUGAAUCUAAAGAAACUGAAGUUACUGAAACCUCUGGUACAGAAGAAACUGAAUUCACUGAAUCUUCAGGUACAAAGGAAAGCGAAUUUACAUAUUCUGAACAAACAGAAACUCCUGUUACAUAUCCAGAAUAUUCAGGUAGCACCGAAUCUAGAGAAACAGAAGUAUCUGCCUCUAAAGAAACUGAAGUUACUGAAACUUCUGGUACAGAAGAAACAGAAAUGUCUGAAUCUAAAGAAACAGAAUUUACUGAAACAUUCGGUACAGAAGAAACUGAACUUACUGAAUCAAAAGAAACAGAAGUAUCUGUUUCUAAAGAAACUGAAGUUACAGAAACUUCUGGUACAGAAGAAACAGAAAUGUCUGAAUCUAAAGAAACUGAAGUUACUGAAACAUUCGGUACAGAAGAAACAGAAAUGUCUGAAUCUAAAGAAACUGAAUUCACUGAAUCUUCAGGUACAAAGGAAAGCGAAUUUACAUAUUCUGAACAAACAGAAACUCCUGUUACAUAUCCAGAAUAUUCAGGUAGCACCGAAUCUAGAGAAACAGAAGUAUCUGCCUCUAAAGAAACUGAAGUUACUGAAACUUCUGGUACAGAAGAAACAGAAAUGUCUGAAUCUAAAGAAACAGAAUUUACUGAAACAUUCGGUACAGAAGAAACAGAAAUUACUGAAUCAAAAGAAACAGAAGUAUCUGCUUCUAAAGAAACUGAAGUUACAGAAACUUCUGGUACAGAAGAAACAGAAAUGUCUGAAUCUAAAGAAACUGAAUUCACUGAAUCUUCUGGCACAAAAGAAAGCGAAUUUACAUAUUCUGAACAAACAGAAACUCCUGUUACAUAUCCAGAAUAUUCAGGUAGCACCGAAUCUAGAGAAACAGAAGUAUCUGCCUCUAAAGAAACUGAAGUUACUGAAACUGCUGGUACAGAAGAAACAGAAAUGUCUGAAUCUAAAGAGACAGAAUUUACUGAAACAUUCGGUACAGAAGAAACAGAAAUGUCUGAAUCUAAAGAAACAGAAUUUACUGAAACAUUCGGUACAGAAGAAACUGAACUUACUGAAUCAAAAGAAACAGAAGUAUCUGCUUCUAAAGAAACUGAAGUUACUGAAACAUUCGGUACAGAAGAAACAGAAAUGUCUGAAUCUAAAGAAACUGAAGUUACUGAAUCUUCUGGCACAAAAGAAAGCGAAUUUACAUAUUCUGAACAAACAGAAACUCCUGUUACAUAUCCAGAAUAUUCAGGUAGCACCGAAUCUAGAGAAACAGAAGUAUCUGCCUCUAAAGAAACUGAAGUUACUGAAACUUCUGGUACAGAAGAAACAGAAAUGUCUGAAUCUAAAGAAACAGAAUUUACUGAAACAUUCGGAACAGAAGAAACUGAAAUUACUGAAUCUAAAGAAACUGAAGUUACUGAAACUUCUGGUACAGAAGAAACAGAAAUGUCUGAAUCUAAAGAAACAGAAUUUACUGAAACAUUCGGUACAGAAGAAACUGAACUUACUGAAUCAAAAGAAACAGAAGUAUCUGUUUCUAAAGAAACUGAAGUUACAGAAACUUCUGGCACAGAAGAAACAGAAAUGUCUGAAUCUAAAGAAACUGAAGUUACUGAAACAUUCGGUACAGAAGAAACAGAAAUUACUGAAUCUAAAGAAACUGAAGUUACUGAAACUUCUGGUACAGAAGAAACAGAAAUGUCUGAAUCCAAAGAAACUGAAGUUACAGAAACUUCUGGCACAGAAGAAACUGAAUUCACUGAAUCUUCUGGCACAAAAGAAAGCGAAUUUACAUAUUCUGAACAAACAGAAACUCCUGUUACAUAUCCAGAAUAUUCAGGUAGCACCGAAUCUAGAGAAACAGAAGUAUCUGCCUCUAAAGAAACUGAAGUUACUGAAACUUCUGGUACAGAAGAAACAGAAAUGUCUGAAUCUAAAGAAACAGAAUUUACUGAAACAUUCGGUACAGAAGAAACUGAACUUACUGAAUCAAAAGAAACAGAAGUAUCUGUUUCUAAAGAAACUGAAGUUACAGAAACUUCUGGCACAGAAGAAACAGAAAUGUCUGAAUCUAAAGAAACUGAAGUUACUGAAACAUUCGGUACAGAAGAAACAGAAAUUACUGAAUCCAAAGAAACUGAAGUUACUGAAACCUCUGGCACAGAAGAAACAGAAAUUACUGAAUCUAAAGAAACUGAAGUUACUGAAACCUCUGGUACAGAAGAAACAGAAAUGUCUGAAUCUAAAGAAACAGAAUUUACUGAAACAUUCGGUACAGAAGAAACUGAACUUACUGAAUCAAAAGAAACAGAAGUAUCUGCUUCUAAAGAAACUGAAGUUACAGAAACUUCUGGCACAGAAGAAACAGAAAUGUCUGAAUCUAAAGAAACUGAAGUUACUGAAACAUUCGGUACAGAAGAAACAGAAAUUACUGAAUCCAAAGAAACUGAAGUUACUGAAACCUCUGGUACAGAAGAAACAGAAAUGUCUGAAUCUAAAGAAACAGAAUUUACUGAAACCUCUGGUACAGAAGAAACAGAAAUUUCUGAAUCUAAAGAAACAGAAUUUACUGAAACAUUCGGUACAGAAGAAACUGAACUUACUGAAUCAAAAGAAACAGAAGUAUCUGCUUCUAAAGAAACUGAAGUUACUGAAACUUCUGGCACAGAAGAAACAGAAAUGUCUGAAUCUAAAGAAACAGAAUUUACUGAAACAUUCGGAACAGAAGAAACUGAAAUUACUGAAUCUAAAGAAACUGAAGUUACUGAAACCUCUGGCACAGAAGAAACAGAAAUGUCUGAAUCUAAAGAAACUGAAUUCACUGAAUCUUCUGGCACAAAAGAAAGCGAAUUUACAUAUUCUGAACAAACAGAAACUCCUGUUACAUAUCCAGAAUAUUCAGGUAGCACCGUAUCUAGAGAAACAGAAGUAUCUGCCUCAAAAGAAACUGAAGUUACUGAAACUUCUGGUACAGAAGAAACAGAAAUGUCUGAAUCUAAAGAAACAGAAUUUACUGAAACAUUCGGUACAGAAGAAACUGAACUUACUGAAUCAAAAGAAACAGAAGUAUCUGCUUCUAAAGAAACUGAAGUUACUGAAACAUUCGGUACAGAAGAAACAGAAAUUACUGAAUCCAAAGAAACUGAAGUUACUGAAACUUCUGGUACAGAAGAAACAGAAAUGUCUGAAUCUAAAGAAACAGAAUUUACUGAAACAUUCGGUACAGAAGAAACAGAAAUUACUGAAUCAAAAGAAACAGAAGUAUCUGCUUCUAAAGAAACUGAAGUUACAGAAACUUCUGGUACAGAAGAAACAGAAAUGUCUGAAUCUAAAGAAACUGAAUUCACUGAAUCUUCUGGUACAAAAGAAAGCGAAUUUACAUAUUCUGAACAAACAGAAACUCCUGUUACAUAUCCAGAAUAUUCAGGUAGCACUGAAUCUAGAGAAACAGAAGUAUCUGCUUCUAAAGAAACUGAAGUUACUGAAACUUCUGGCACAGAAGAAACAGAAAUGUCUGAAUCUAAAGAAACAGAAUUUACUGAAACAUUCGGUACAGAAGAAACUGAACUUUCUGAAUCCAAAGAAACUGAAGUUACUGAAACCUCUGGCACAGAAGAAACAGAAAUGUCUGAAUCUAAAGAAACUGAAUUCACUGAAUCUUCAGGUACAAAGGAAAGCGAAUUUACAUAUUCUGAACAAACAGAAACUCCUGUUACAUAUCCAGAAUAUUCAGGUACUUCAGAAUCUAAAGAAACAGAAGUAUCUGCUACUAAAGAAACUGGAGUUACUGAACCAUUUGUUACAGAAGAAACUGAAUACACUGAAACUAAAGUUUCAGGAGAAACUGAAUCAACUGUUACUGAAGAAUCUCUUCCUACAAAAUCAACUAUCACUGAAAAAAUUGAAACAACUUUGUCUCAAAAUGCAACAACAACUGAAUGCGAAUAUAGUGAUAGAACGGCAACUCCUGGUAUUUAUACAGAUUACUCUUCAGAUACUUUUGAAACAAAUAUUUCUAAUGAACCUAAAACAACGAUUUCCGAAACAACUUCAGAAAAUGUUUCUACCACUUCGGUUGAAAGUGAAACACCAUUUUCAGAGUUUUCAGAAGAAACUGAAGGUCCUGUUAGUUAUCCUGAAUUUACUACUAGUUCAGAAAACCAUGUUACUAAGGAAACCCAGACAACUGAACUAUCUCCAACCAAUGAAAAUGAAUUAACGGAAUCUGCUUCUACAUAUGAAUCUGUUGAAAUAGAUUUUAAGUCAACUGAAGAAACUGGAGGAACAGAAUCUUUAUGUACAGGUGAGACAAAAACAACUGUCACUCAAGAAACUGAAAUAACAGAGUCUACUAGCACUACUGAAACACAACCCACAUUUUCUGAAUUUACAGAUUUUGAAGAAACGGAAACUCCAGUAACAUAUCCUGAAUACACAGGAACUACACAGCUUAAAUCUACAGAAGGAACUAAAACAGUUGGUACUGAAGAAACUGAAACAACAAAAAUUUCAAAGACAACAGAGGUUGAAUGUGAUUAUAGUGUUAAUACAGAAACACCAGCAUUAUAUACAGAUUAUACAGAUAGUACAAACGUUAAUGUAACUGAAAAACCUGAAGUGACAAAUACAACGGAAACAGAAUGUGAAUAUAGUGAUAAAACAGCAACUCCUGGUAUAUAUACAGAUUACACGGAAAGUACAGAAGCUACAAAUAAAAAAGAGAUAUCAACAGAAUCUACUGAAAUAUCUGAAUCAACAAUUGAAAACAAUGAUAUUAUUACUACAACUAUGAAUGAAAAAACUACUUCAACUUUGGAGUUAUCAUCAACUACUGUAUCGGAUAUAAUUUCGUCACCUUCUAGUACUACACCAGAAGAUCAAUAUGAGUAUACUGAUUAUGAAUAUCCACAGUAUACUGUCGGUAUGAGGUUGCUUAACUCUGAUGAUAAUCAAUUAUUUGCAUAA